Molecule: messenger RNA, 1122 nt
Organism: Hyposmocoma kahamanoa
Lineage: Eukaryota; Metazoa; Arthropoda; Insecta; Lepidoptera; Cosmopterigidae
Gene: ImpE3
Exons: 3
Coding region: 50-1003 (317 amino acids)
Source: RefSeq, a predicted model, not a curated record
AUCAGCCAAACAACAAGUGCAGCUUUCAGACUCGUAUCUGCCCGUCGCGAUGCAAGUGAUCGCGCAUCUCGCCGACCAGAUGGCAUUCGAGGCUAAGGACGAGCCGGCUAAACCAACCGCAAAACCUACCAUCAAACCUUCCAAUGACCCAAUACCAACAAAGCCACCGAGUUAUCCAAAGCCAACUUACAAACCGACCAAUACCUGGCCGAAGCCGACAAAUAAGCCAACUAACAGUUGGACAAAGCCGACCACUCCGAAGCCGCAAGCAACAACACCCUUCCACCGACCAGGCCUCUAUGCUCCAGUAGUGCCACCAAAACCCUCCGAUCGCAACCAGAUACCCAAACUAGGAUUUGUCCUCCUCCCAUUUGACUAUAACACACAGUACACCGUCAUCGAGCCACAGGAGAAGCGCACUGAGGAACCAUUUUUAUCCAUACAUGAAGAAGAGGUCAAGCCUAUAAUGGAGCCAGCUAAAGAAGCACCUCUACUUCCUCCACACUUUGACGCUGAAGUUGACAAGAUAUCUCGGCGCGCCGACGAUAUUGACGAGGAAAUAACAGACGAUAAUCUGCAAUAUUUGUCACAGAAUGUAAGAGAUUUGAUCAAAAUGGCAAAUGACCCUGAUGAUGAGAGAGUUGUAGAUGUGUGGGAAGGUGUAAGGGCCAACAACCAGGAGUUCACGCCGAAGGGAAAGCUGUCAGCUUCCAAUUUGAGGCUUUUGCUGCUGUAUGAUCUACUAAGCCGGGAGGCGAAGAGGCAGCGGCUUUCUAAUUAUAGCGGUUUCUCUCCCGAUGUGAUGAAAAACCUAGUGGAGUCGUCGUCGGGCGGUGCGCUUGCGCAACUGAGCUUUGCACUAGCCCGCAUGGUGGACCGCCGGGACUGCGAGCACGAAUACGCCAACAACCGGGCCAAAGAAAUGGUCCAGGAGCUUGCCAAGGACGACUCCACACUCUCCAACGAACUUAGAUACUUGCAACCUUUAGUUUAUAAGUACUAAAGAUUUAUUUAAGAAGAUAUUUUUGCUGAAUUAAGGUUUUUUGUUCUGGGACUUUGCUUUGUUAAGACUGAUAUUUUUAUAUAUAUAUCUUUUCUACUAUCAUCAAUCCGUUUGAGUAA